Molecule: messenger RNA, 1574 nt
Organism: Bactrocera oleae (olive fruit fly)
Lineage: Eukaryota; Metazoa; Arthropoda; Insecta; Diptera; Tephritidae
Source: RefSeq, a predicted model, not a curated record
UAUGAAAAAUAAUGUCCAUAAUCUUUGUUAGAGACCGCAUUUGUAAUAUUCUAUUGAUAUUUAGAAAGAGUUUCAGUAAUUGCUUUGCUUUGGAAUUGUAUCGUAUAAAAAUGUCAUUAUAAUUUAUAUACUUUCUCUGGUCAAAGACACAGACCACAGAGUGUGCUGAAAUUUCGACGGUUUAGAAAUACAUACAUAUGUAUAUGUUUUUUUGGAAUUCGAAUGUUAAUAAUAACAAAUAAAAACGUUUAUAUAAUCACAUAAAUAAAAUAUCAAGAAUUUGAGUGUGUGUAAAGAUUUUUAUAUUAUAUGGAUUGCUUACUUCGUUUUACUGCUGUCAGAGCUGCUAAAAAAGAAAAACUUGGAUCAAUCAAAGGAAAUGGCAUUUCAUAAUAAAAUUGCUUAACUUGAGUAACCGCGCAAAUUUAAAAAUUCGAAUUUCAGGUAUUAUAUAAUAAAGCAAGCACCGAGAGAACAUUUAAUAUAGGCCCGGUUUUCACAUACAUAUGCACGUAUGUGUAUAAAGCAUAUUUUGUUUUUAAUUACAAUUCGCUCAUCUGUGUGGAAAUAUUUUCCGAACUCAUGGCAGAGGCGGAAGUAUGUAGAAUGUAUCAACCGAUUUUACGCCUGUCGAUAUAGCCGGUAAAUUGACAAUAUGAGGAUGAAAAACAAGUGCGUAUCGGUCUAAUGGGUGUGAGGAUCAUGAAUCGGACAUUGAAACUUAAAAAAAAACUGCAAAAACGUAGAUUAUUGCAUAUAUUCAUAUGUCAGAGUGUAAAUCAAAUGUAAGCGUAGUCAUGUGAUAAGAAACGUGAAAGAUAACUUCCAUAGACAACGAAUUUCGAAGCGGCACAUAUGUAUAUAUCCGUUGCGUUCACUAUAUAAGCUUACCCAAUAGAAUGCUUAAUUUAAUUGUGGACCCAAGUUAACAUUAGAAUUGUGCAAUAACCUGAAGCACGUUUGGUAUUAAUAUGUACGAGCGCAUAGCCUUAAUAGGCCUAUUGGCUCUAGUGUCUUGCCUCUUGGUUAUCAAUGCAGCGGAAAUACAUCAAGAGCAAUUAAAAGAUGGAAAGAAUUUAAUCGUGCAGGUGGUUACAACCGAGGAGUUGGAUAAGAUUUUGACGCAAAAUCCCAAUGCUGUGGAAAUGAAAGCGACAAUAUCAGAUCAAGAAGCGAUUAAUGGCCGUGCGCUGCAUCCACGGGGCAGAAGUAUAGUCACCUAUACUUUGGGUAGCGGUAGAGAGAGUGGUGACAGGCUCGUAUCGACGGAAUCGAGCACAAAUGAUUACGACCUGCCCACGUCGUUAAGGGUAACAGUGAGAUACCCCAGCAGCGGCACUGGCGCCGUCAUUACAUAUGUAAAAAUCACCACCUAUCAAAGCAAUAACGAUGGACGCGCUUAUGUCACAAGCGGUGGUAUCGGUCAGCGCAGUAUUGUUAUGGUAAUUGAGGCGGUUAGAACCACUUACUUCGACUUUUACUCUUAUAUUUAUGGAAAAUAAAUUGAGUUUGCAGUAAUGUAAUAACAAAGCCGUUAAUAGCAAAUAAAGUAAGAGCAUAUUAGCAUCGUGGUA